Paramecium octaurelia is the source of this 196-nucleotide messenger RNA. NCBI's taxonomy places the organism in Eukaryota, Ciliophora, Oligohymenophorea, Peniculida, Parameciidae. The record is from the annotation of a GenBank genome assembly.
AUGCAUAAUCAUUUGGUUUCUUCAAUAUCAAAAUGCUCAGUAUAUAUAAGGCAAGCAUAAUUUAUGGUAACUUUAAACAGGCUAUUUAGAAUAGGGUAAAAAAUCAUAUGACACUGCAAUUCGAAGAGUGAUAGAUGAACUUUAUAAUUUAACUAUUAUUGUUAUUAUAGAAUUUAUAUUUAAACACUUCAUAUGA